AUGCAGAGCGUCCACCGGCAUUUUGGCAAAUACAUGAAGAGGAGCGCAGAUGAACAACAGGUCUCACUCCUCCUCAAAGAUUUUGAAGAAGCCGAUCGGCUGUUGACAAAGAUCAUCGAGGCAUCCAAAGCAUGGCGGGAAUCGUGGAUAAACAUCCUGAGUCAUCAACACCGUAUCGUUGAAGAGUUUGAGAUCCUCUAUAACCCGAUCGUGGGAGCGGGCGACGGCUAUCAAGGCCACGUGCCGGCGCCAACCCCGGAUCACAUCCUUCGCCGAGUGAAGAGGAUCACAUCGGAUUAUGCCGACUUGAUGAAAGACCUCACAGGAGACUUGGCUCAAGUGGACGACAGGCUGAUCAAACCGGCCCAAGUCGCAAAAGACAGCCUUCAGACGAUGCGGAAGACGAUCAAGAAGAGGGAGGAUCGCAAGCUGGACUUUGAGAGAUACCAAAGCAGAGCGGAGUCGGCUCAAAAGAAGACCAAACGAUCUGAGAGAGACAAUGCAGCUCUGGCCAAGAUCCAGUCGGACCUUGCAACAGCCACUGAAACCUAUUCGGCGGCCGACGAACACUUGAGACAUUGUCUUCCCCCUUUACUGACGUCUGUCUUCUCGCUGCUCCCACACUUCCUUGGCGCUCAGGUUCAGAUCCAGAAUAGCUUACUGGGACACCACUACACCUUGCUGCAUGCGUACUGUACGGAGGAAGGGUUCCCGUCUCCAAGUCCGCCAAUGGACGAAGUCAUCAGACUGUGGGACGAUGCCUUCAAACACGUGCAACACGAGGCUGAAUCGUUGACGCUUUUGGCCAAUGGAAAAGCCAUCAGAGCACCCAUGAACCAAGAAAAUGCUCAACCUCCCGCCAACGGAUUUCGACGGCCCAGUGCCAAUUCCUCUUUCAGUCGCACACAGUCUGUCUCACCUGCGCGGGCAUUGCCUGCUUCUCCGUCACAUGACACAAAGCCGAAGAUAUCAGUGUCUCCAGGCAAUGCUCUGCUGAGUCCUGCCACACCCCAGGACAUCAUGGCCAGCCCUUCGCCACAAUCGGUCUAUCAGACUCCGCUGGCUUACUCUCCUGCUGCACCAAAUACGGACUACUUCUCUCGAGAUCGGCAACCCUCUGCGGCCUCAAUCGCCCAGAAAAAGCGCCCGCCACCGCCACCUCCGAGACUGCCUUCUCAGCAGUCGUUAUUUGUGACGGCGUUGUAUGACUUCCAAGGUCAAGGCGAAGGGGAUCUAGUGUUUCGCGAAGGCGACCGGAUCAGAGUGAUCAAGAAGACCGAGAGUACCGACGAUUGGUGGCAAGGCGAGCUGAGAGGGGUGAAAGGGGCGUUUCCUGCCAAUUAUUGUCAGUGA
This is a messenger RNA of Capronia coronata CBS 617.96, 1353 nucleotides long. RefSeq lists its product as uncharacterized. Bases 1 to 1353 code for a protein of 450 amino acids. Gene Ontology annotation, cellular component: Rvs161p-Rvs167p complex; mating projection tip; medial cortex. The transcript has 2 exons. The record is from RefSeq and is a predicted model, not a curated record. Gene Ontology annotation, molecular function: lipid binding; protein binding. Lineage: Eukaryota; Fungi; Ascomycota; Eurotiomycetes; Chaetothyriales; Herpotrichiellaceae. Gene Ontology annotation, biological process: actin cortical patch localization; plasma membrane tubulation; endocytosis.